CUGGGUUCCCUGCUGGGGCGCGGCGGAUUCGGCAGCGUCUGCUCGGCGACGCGGCUCUCGAACGGCGCCCCGGUGAGCGGCGGGGCCGGCGGCGGGCGGAGGAGGAGCAGGGCGCAGGAGGAGGAGGAUGGGGCUGGGCAGGGCGGGCGUUGAGCCCAGCCCGCUGCUCCCCUUGGCUUGCAGGUGGCCAUCAAAAGGGUGCCACGGAACCGCAUCCGGCACUGGAGCGAGCUGCCCGACGGCACCAGCGCUCCCCUGGAGGUUGUGCUGCUGGCAAAGGUGUCCGAUGGCUUCCCCGGUGUGGUCCAGCUGCUGGAGUGGCUUGAGCUCCCCAGCGACAUUGUGAUGGUGCUGGAGCGCCCGGAGCACUCUCAGGACCUCCUGCAUUUCAUUCGGGCACGGGGGUUCCUGCGCGAGGAGGUGGCGCGGCAGCUGUUCCGCCAGGUGCUGGAGGCCGUGCGGCACUGCACCAGCUGCGGGGUCCUGCACCGCGAUAUCAAACCAGAGAACAUCCUGGUUGACCUGGCCAUUGGGCAGGCAAAGCUGAUUGACUUUGGCUGUGGCACCUACCUGCAAGACACAGCGUACACUCACUUUGCAGGAACACCAUCAUACAGCCCCCCGGAAUGGACCCGCUUUGGCUGGUACCAUGGCGAGCCAGCUACCAUCUGGUCCCUGGGCAUCCUGCUGCACGAGAUGGUCUGUGGGAAGAUGCCUUUCAGGAGGGGCUGGAACUUCAGCUGGGGCCAGCUCUCGCUGCCACAGCGGCUCUCUCCAGAAUGCCAAAAUCUGAUCAGGCGGUGUUUAUCCAUGCACUCCUUGGACAGACCCUCAUUAGAAGAGGUGUUCUGUCAUUCUUGGAUGCAGGAUAUUCAUCUGCCCUAGAAGAAGGGAGAGAGCCACAGGCACACUUUGAUCCAGGGCCCUGGUAAGUUACAGCUGCACACAUGCCUUGGCAAUGAGAAGCAAAGGAACCCAGCCCGUGUCACUGCACCACUGCACCAGGGUCAUGGGAUGGGAACAUGCAGCCCUUGUGCUGGAGCUGAGCUGCUCUGCCCAGCCCUGGUGGCUGCCAUCCAAGCAGGUUUUGCUUGUCCUGGUUCCCUGACAGCUGGGGCCCUGGGCAGAGCCCUGACAGCCUGG
Molecule: messenger RNA, 1143 nt
Organism: Passer domesticus (house sparrow)
Lineage: Eukaryota; Metazoa; Chordata; Aves; Passeriformes; Passeridae
Product: serine/threonine-protein kinase pim-1-like
Exons: 4
Coding region: 346-885 (179 amino acids)
Biological process (GO): protein autophosphorylation
Cellular component (GO): cytoplasm
Molecular function (GO): ATP binding; protein serine/threonine kinase activity
Source: RefSeq, a predicted model, not a curated record